AUGAGAAGAAUUUGCAAAGAAUUCAAUCAAGUAAUCGACCAAGAAUUGCAGUGGAAGGAAAUAGUAGAGUCAAGAUUAGGCUUCUCACCAAUUCCUCCAACAAGUUUGGUUACAGUUGAAAGGGAAAAUGAAUUUUGGAGGGAGUUCUUCAUUAACAAGAUUGCCAGAGGAAAGUAUUCGUGUAUUGGUAAACCAAAGAAAGAAGUUUCGCAUUGGAAAGGAAUAGACCAAGAGAAUGAACAGGAGUCAUCAGGUUUGUUGAUUUAUUACUUUGUCGAAUCCUUGACAAAGCAGUAUUGUAGCAAGUUGUUUCCUCAAUUCAAAUAUUCUAUUUCUAAUAGGAGUGAGGCGGAAAUUAAUUCUUCUAGUGACAUUGAGGAGCCUGAGCAAAUUUAUUGGGGAAAUGCAUUUGAAGAUCAAAAACAAGGUUUCUCUGUUCAGAAUGCAGAUGAUUUGAUUGCCAUUGGUGAAUCCAAAGUUGGUGGAUCUCCUGAUUUACCAAAGGGAAUGAAAUGGCCAAAGAUUGAGGAGAAAUUCAUGUUUGGAGCUCAGAUCAAUCUACAACAUUUGGCCUAUUAUGAUAGAACCAAUUCAAUUGUUCCUCAGGAAGGUGGAAUGCUCUAUUUCUUUUGUCCAGAAGAAGCUUCAGGAUGUGGCAAUUAUUGUAAUCCAAACAGUUCGAAACCACAACCUGUUAUUUAUGUUACUGCAAAGCAAAUUAAGGAAAUGGGUGGAUUGGAAAGAAGAAAUGGUGAGGGUUCUUCCUACUGCCAUGCUGCUAAACUCUUGUUCCACAAUGAUGAAUUUAACCCUCGAUAUAGAACACAAAUGGUGUUCGGAAAGGAAGAUUUCAACUCUGAUAUUGAUAUUUAUGGUGAUGAAGAAGAGGAAGAAGAGGACGAAGAAAAGGAAAAGGAUGAAAAGAAUCAUAAUGUUGAUUAUGAAACACAAUUUUUGCUAAUGUCCAUCUUUUCAGGAGAUCAAGAACUAGUGUCUGGUGAUGGCUACAUGUGGGAAUGGGGUAUUCCAAAAGGAUUGAAAGGACAACAUAUUUUCACAGGAUGUGCAGUUUGUAGUGGAGAUCCUUAA
This is a messenger RNA of Naegleria gruberi, 1089 nucleotides long. RefSeq lists its product as uncharacterized. NCBI's taxonomy places the organism in Eukaryota, Heterolobosea, Eutetramitea, Acrasida, Naegleriidae. The transcript has a single exon. Bases 1 to 1089 code for a protein of 362 amino acids. The record is from RefSeq and is a predicted model, not a curated record.